Messenger RNA from Aspergillus saccharolyticus JOP 1030-1, 2374 nucleotides. RefSeq names its product putative dynactin Arp1 p62 subunit RO2. The record is from RefSeq and is a predicted model, not a curated record. The transcript has 3 exons. Bases 189 to 2273 code for a protein of 694 amino acids. NCBI's taxonomy places the organism in Eukaryota, Fungi, Ascomycota, Eurotiomycetes, Eurotiales, Aspergillaceae. Gene Ontology annotation, cellular component: dynactin complex.
UUUCCCUCCAUGACAUGCCGUUUCUCUGCUGUGUGCGGUUUUGUUGGCGUAACGCCUGGUGAUGAGAAGAUCAUGAUUGUUAUGUCUGGUUGAGUCUUGUCUUGCUGCUAUUUUUUGUUUCUGCAUGGUUUCUGGUCGUGAUACUGCACAAGCAUGCAAUUGUUGAGAUAGUCUCCACGCAUCCCAUCAUGUCACGUCCAUUCCCCUACGCGUACAUCUCCUGUCCCUGCGCCAACACCCCCGUCCCGGAUCCCUCCAAGAAACGCCGGUCGCGCGAAUCCCCGCAGAAGGCCAGCCAUCACCCCGACCAUCCCAAACCGCCGCCGCGCUUCGACGACAGCGAAGACGAACAAACCUUCGACCCCCGAGCCCCCCGUUCGAACUUCUCCCUCUAUCCCCCCGAGCACCUCCUCUACUGCGAGGACUGUCACCAGAUCAAAUGCCCGCGAUGCAUCACAGAGGAGAUCGUGUGCUGGUACUGUCCGAACUGCCUGUUCGAGACCCCGAGCAGCAUGGUGAAGAGUGAGGGGAAUCGAUGUGCACGCAACUGCUUCAACUGCCCUGCCUGCACCGCGCCGCUGGCGGUCAACACCCUCGAGAACGUCGUCCGCGGCGGCACGAGCCAACAAGGCCCCUGGGUCUUAUCCUGCGGCUACUGCAUGUGGUCGACGCUGGACAUCGGCAUCAAAUUCGACAAGCCCACCAACAUCCGCACGCAGCUGGCCAAGCUAACCGCGACCGACUCGAACCCGGCCCGCUCGCGGCAGAUGUCGCGCACCUUUGGGGAGCUCAAGUCGCCCCUGUCGACCUUUGCAUCUAUCGACGAGCCAUUUCCUCCAGCUUCGGGGGAGGCGCGAGCGGACGACUCGUCCGACCAGUCAACCACCCCGCUCAGCCCGGACGCCCGGUUCCACGCCCUCAAGAACUUCUACAAGAACCAAAUCUCUGCGACCUCCUCGUCGCCCAACGACCCGCUCGGCGUGGAUUUCGGGGCCGGGUUCUCGUCGCCGGGAGCCCUAAACCGGAUCAUGUCGCUCUACACCUCCUCAUCGCGGCUCAGCAGUCUGUACGGGGGCGCCAGCAAGAAGCCCAAAACGAAACCGCCGGUCAUGCGCGAGGCGCUCACCGCGAGCGAGGGAUUCCAGACGCCGGCCCCUGACGCAGAGAUGAGCUUUCUGCAGCGCAUGGCGAGGGAGGAGUGCGGCUGGGACGGGCUGGCCUCGCUCGAGCAGCGCGGCUUCCAACCGCCAACCGCGCGGUUCGUGGACGAGCUGCUGCCGCUGGCGACGCUGCUGCGCACCAAGCGCGCCAAACGGUGCAAGUCGUGCAAGCACAUCCUCGUCAAACCCGAGCAGAAGCCGCAGUCGACCCGGUUCCGCAUCCGUCUGAUCGCCCUCAGCUACAUCCCGUUACCGACCCUCCGCCCGUUGACCAUGCCCGUGCCACCACCGGCGGGAACGGCGGCCGCGGGUGUGACGAUGGCCGCUACCACCACCAGCAUCAGCAUGCCCGUGAACCUCGACGCCCUGCCGCCCCUGCGCCCCACCCAGCUGCUCCUCACCCUCAAGAAUCACAUGUUCGAUCCCGUCCGCAUCACCCUGGCCACUCCGGCCGUGACCCCGGGCCGCGUGGCCUCCAGGGUCACCAUUCUCUGUCCGCAGUUCGACAUCGGUGCCAACAGCGACGUGUGGGACGAGGCGCUGCAGGCCAACUCUGCCACGGCGGCUGCAACCGCGGACCAGCGCUCCUCCCGCUCCGGUGCCGGUGCCGUCGCCGCCUCCACCACGACCAAUAAUCCCCCCUUUGGGGUCUACGAGAAGGUCGCCGAGGCCGGCAAAGUGUGGGACAAGGGCCGCAACUGGACAACCGUCGUCCUCGAGGUCGUACCGGGGACGUUGCCGCCGUCUAGUGCAACCCUCCCACCUCCGAAGACGACGACUACUACUACUACUAAAAUCACCGAAACUGCCGACAACGAUGGGGACAGCGACAGCAACAGCGACACCAGCAGUUUCGGCACCGGGGCGGUCCCGGAUUGGACCGGCCAGGCCGCGGAACGGGACAAGCAACAGCAGCAGCAGCAGCAGCAACAGCAGCCGCUCCAACCAGACGAGGACGUCCUUGAGAUCCCCGUCUUCGUGCGCAUGGAAUGGGACUCAGAGAAUCAGAUUGAUCGGCCGGGCGUGAGUGCCGCGGGCGAGAUGGUGAAGCGGGAAUUGGCGUAUUGGAUGGUGCUGGGGGUGGGCAGGAUUGAUCCGAGUGUUUUGGGGUGAUUCGGCUGUCGGUAUCAGUUGUUAUCUGAGUUGUCGAGGUCGACGAGGAAGCAUUACUUGUGAGAAUGUACAUGCAUUUUAAUGGGAUCCUAUCCAAAACC